UAUCUCUUCAGAUCCGAUCACAACUACAAGCAAGACUUUUUCACACAGAGAAAAGAAAACAAAGAAUGGCAGGAAUCAUACACAAGAUUGAAGAGACCCUCCACAUGGGAGGCAACAAGACCGGAGAGCAGCACAAGGCCGGAGAUCAGCACAAGACCGGAGAUCAGUACAAGACCGGAGAUCAGUACCACGGCGAGCACAAGGCCGGAGAUCAGUACCAUGGUGAGCACAAGACUGGUCAGCAGUACCAGGGCGAGCACAAGGAAGGGUUCACCGACAAGAUCAAGGACAAAGUCCACGGCGGUGGCAGCGAGGACAAGGACGGGAAGAAGAAGAAGAAGGACAAGAAGAAACAUGGUGAGGGACACAAACACGGUGAUAGCAGCAGCAGCGACAGCGACUAGAUGUCUCUCAAACAUCAAACACCAUGCCUAGGUGUACGGGGUGACCGUAGGAGUUCCUUCUUAUCGAGAGAGAAGGGGGGAAAUAAAAUAAAACAAAAACAAAAACAAAAAACAAAAUCUUUGUCUAAUUCGCCUCUUCCUAUAUUUAGUAGUAGGAGUGUUCUUCCCUAGCCUAGGCAAGCUCAUGAUGUAACACCCUCUUUUUAUGAUGUAAUGAUUAUUAUAAUAAGAAUAUGUUUGGUAUUUUACUC
Corylus avellana is the source of this 655-nucleotide messenger RNA. RefSeq names its product dehydrin family protein. Gene Ontology annotation, molecular function: metal ion binding. NCBI's taxonomy places the organism in Eukaryota, Viridiplantae, Streptophyta, Magnoliopsida, Fagales, Betulaceae. The record is from RefSeq and is a predicted model, not a curated record.